Thamnophis sirtalis is the source of this 5459-nucleotide messenger RNA. RefSeq names its product tachykinin receptor 1 (gene TACR1). Gene Ontology annotation, cellular component: plasma membrane; sperm midpiece. The record is from RefSeq and is a predicted model, not a curated record. Gene Ontology annotation, biological process: positive regulation of flagellated sperm motility; G protein-coupled receptor signaling pathway. Lineage: Eukaryota; Metazoa; Chordata; Lepidosauria; Squamata; Natricidae. Gene Ontology annotation, molecular function: substance P receptor activity.
CGGAGGCUCAACAGGCGGCCAGAGGGAAGGCGGCUUAAAGCGCGAGGGGCGCGGGAGGUGUUGCGCGGCGACCCGGCUCUGCUGCCGGUGGGGCAGCGGGCAUGGAGGCGAGCACGGCGGCGGCGGUAUCGGCCAACGGCUCGGCGGCCAACGGCUCGGCGACCAACCCCUUCGUGCAGACGGGCUGGCAGAUCGCGCUGUGGUCGGCGGCCUACGCGCUGGUGGUGCUGGUGUCGGUGGUGGGCAACCUGGUGGUGAUGUGGGUGGUGCUGGCCCACCGGCGGAUGCGCACCGUCACCAACUAUUUCCUGGUCAACCUGGCCUUCGCCGAGGCCGCCAUGGCCGCCUUCAACACGCUGGUCAACUUCACCUACGCCGUGCACAACGACUGGUACUACGGGCGAGCCUACUGUCGCUUCCAUAACUUCUUCCCGGUGACCGCCGUCCUCGCCAGCAUCUACUCCAUGACGGCCAUCGCCGCCGAUAGAUACAUGGCCAUUAUCCAUCCUCUGCAACCAAGGCUAUCAGCUGCAGCCACCAAGGUUGUCAUCUGUGUUAUAUGGCUCUUGGCUUCGCUGCUCUCAUUCCCUCAAGGAUACUAUUCCACCACUGAAGAGAUGUCUGGGCGAGUGAUGUGCUUUAUCGAUUGGCCACAAAAUCAGACCCAGGUCUCUGCAAUAACGUAUCAGGUCUGCAUCACUAUCCUAGCCUAUGUCUUGCCACUCAUAAUGAUAGCCUAUGCCUAUAUUACGGUGGGCAUUACCCUGUGGGCUAGUGCGAUACCAGGGGACUCUUCAGACCGCUACCAUGAACAGGUGUCUGCCAAGCGCAAGGUGGUCAAGAUGAUGAUCACGGUGGUUUUUACCUUCGCCAUUUGCUGGCUGCCUUACCACAUCUUCUUCCUCCUGCAACUCUUCGAGGAUGAUAUGUUCUUGGAGAAGUACAUCCAGCAGGUCUACCUGGCCAUCAUGUGGCUGGCCAUGAGCUCCACUAUGUACAACCCGAUUAUUUACUGUUGUCUCAAUGACAGGUUCCGGGUGGGCUUCAAGCGGGCUUUCCAGUGGUGCCCAUUCAUCCAUGCCAGUGAAUACGAAGGAUUGGAAAUGAAAUCAGCCAGGUACCUGCAGGUCCAGAACAGCCUCUACAAGACCAGCCGGAUGGAGACGACGGUCUCUUCUGUCACUGGCAACCCAGAGGAAGAACCGGAGGAUGGCAACAAACCCAGACGGCCCUCCCUUGACUUGACCUCCAAUGGCUCUUCUCUCAGUGAUACCAAAACCAUCUCAGAGAGCCUGAGCUUCUAUUCCAAUACGCUUCCCUGAGCAAACACAUGAUUUAGCCACACUGUGACACCACUUCCAUCCCUCCAAUGAAGUCCCCCCAUCCCAGAACAAAUGGACCCUUUCCUGUGGCUGCCCCAUGGGCUUUCCUUCUCCUUCCAAGGGGUUCCAUCCGAUGUUGCUCUUCUCCGCUGGUCAUGGAUCCUGUGCCUUCCUUCCACCCAACCUUUCCUCCUCCCUCUGUCCAGGAUCUCUAGGCAGGGGUCAUCUGUCCAUCUCCUCUCUAUUAAGCUGCCAUUGUGGAAGCAGUGGAUAUGAAAGAAACUUGUUUGAGGUUUUUUUGGAGGGGUGUAAAUGAAAUAUAUACGAAGUUGGAGUUUAAACUUUAAUUUUUCUUGGAACUCAAUUCAAAAUCCAUUUCUACAACAGAACAUUUGAAUUUAUAAUAUUUGUAAUAGUAUUUUGUUCCAUUAAUGAACUUUCAGUUACUUUCCUUGAGUAACUGGUAUACUUCCAGGAUCACUUUUCUUCCAUUCAUUCAUCAGUGUUUGUUCCCGGGCUUAGAGGGAAGUCCUUGACUACCUCUAGUGAGGUGAAUUAAUUCUGUUUCAGGAUCUCUGCCUUUACCAUAAGAUAUGGCUCAAGGCUCCAUUCAACAUUUUCUUAGGGCUCAGUCUCCUCGAUGAAAACAUUAGACUCAUUCAAUGUCGAAAAUCACACAAAGAAAGGUUCGACUGUAUGGUUUCUGUUAGCAAGAAAUGUUUCUUCUUUCAUAGGAAAAGAUUAACUCAGGCAUAGCAGCCGUCCAGUCAUCCACCCAAAGCAUCAUCUGGAAUGUUCUAGAAUUUCCAACAGGAUUGUGGGAAUUGGCCACAACAUGUUUGAAUCUUCCUUGAAGUUUGUGCAUUCCAUGACUAGCAAAGCCGAGGGGAGGGGAGGCUGCCAACUGUCUACCUGCAAGCAUCAGGACUGAUGCCUCCUUGCAACACGCACGGCUUGAGCAGCUGGCAAAGGACCAAAACGAAUGUGUGAUUGUAAUGCAGCGCCUGCUUUGGCACCAAGCUCAUGUGACAGAGAUGAAUAGAUGCUGGCUUAAUAAGAUGGAACCAAAUAGCAUUUUAGAAAAGCUAUGUGGUAAUAAAAAUCGGAUAAAAUAAUUUAACAGGAUAGAAUCAAUUGUGGGUGAAAAUACAGCAGGCCCGUUUCAGCAUGAGCCUUAUGCUCUAUCACAAGGGGGCCAUCGGCUUCUCAAGCAAGCCAUCUCUUCCAGUUAUGGAGAAAUUUUGAGGCUACAGGAGAGACCCACAAGUCUCUUGCCACGGCCGAAGUGCUGCAUCAGCUCCUGCUGACGAAAGUGAUCACAAUAGCACAAUAUUAGCUCUGUUGCAUACAAGAGGAUGGGAUGAAGACUUGCCGAAGUCAGUAUGGAAAAUCUUCUCUAACGAGAUGACAAACUAGUCAGUGAUUCAGUUACCUGCUAUCUAACUUCAAACAUAUGUGUGUCUGCAUCCACCUACAAUACCUUUAUAACAAAACUCUUGUGUGGCAAAAUAUUUUUCAUUGCAUACUAUGUUAUGCAACUACAUGGUAGCUAGGAGAUAUUUGCUGAUUGUCCUGAAAAAUGGUACAACCCAGUUUUCCACAGACACAAAGCUGAGCACAAGUUGCCCAAAACCUCCUAUAGUAUUUCCACAAAUGGCCAAAGAUCAACAUCACAGAACAUCACUUUACCCAUUAUGCCUGCAUCAAGGGCCUCUUGCAAAUACGCAAUAAAGGAAAAGGCCCAGACCAUAAUACAGGCCAGAGACUUGCUGAUGUCCCUGGGCAGAGCUGGCCUGUGUAUCCAUUUCCUGUGUUUCUUGAUCUUCCAGCAACUUUGGAGAGUGUUGUUUAGACAGUCCUUCCAGAUUGGCUGCAUGUCUUGGAAGAGGGUGCCACCAUGUUGCAUUGGUUAUCCUACUAUCUCCUUGAGUGAUUUCACUUGUUGUUCAGUGGUAAGAUUUUUGUGAGGUGCCUCAGGGCUGACGGCUUUUCAUCCAUCUAGGUGAGUCUGCUGGAUGAGAUUAUUCAUGAGCUUGGGGUUUGUUGUCAUCAGGUUGAUUAUGACACCCAACUCUACAUCUCAACUGUGGGCUAUUCAAGUUGAAGCCCCCAGACAAAUCCCAAUGUCUGGAAGCUGCAUAGGUCUUGAUGGUGAAGAGAAGUUCAGGCUCAAUCCUGAUAAGACUGAUUAUGAAUUUUGGGGGGUUUGAUUUAUAGUAUUGGAAAAGGCUGUACUUCCCCAUUUCAGACUGAUGCACAAACUUGGUGUCUUCUCCAAUGCACUCUGCAUGGAGCUGCCCUUGAAGAUCAGCCACUGGUCCAGAACAUGGUGGUGUGUGGAGUGAUAUGCUCACUGUUCUGUGAGCUGUGCUGAUUGCCGCUGGGCUUCCAGGCUCAGUUUAAGAUGCUGGUUACAAGCCUUUCAUGGCAUAAAGCCUGGCUAUUUAUAAAAAAAACCCUCUCUUCUAUAAUUUCUGCCCACUCAGUAAAAUUUGGCAGAGAGUACAUUCAAGGUUCCUUUGGUUAAACGAUGUCAUUUGUUGGGGCCCUGAAAUGUGCAUUUUCUAUCAGAGCACCUGCCCUCUGGAAUAAUAUCCACUUACAGAUGGAUAAGGCUCCCACCCCAUUAAUGUUCCAGAAACCUUUCAGAAGCUGGCUGUUCCCCCAGGACGGGGUGGCUGCCGAAGCCCUCUGCGUAAGCUCUUCUUUUUCUGUUUCACUUGGUUUCUCUUCUCUUCUGCCUGUGAGCUCUUUCUCCGUUCCUAUUGUGCUGCCUGCUAAAGGGGAUACUGCCCAGAGUCAUUUGAAGUUGGGUGGACUCAUCAAUAAAGAAACAAACAAAGCAAGCUGUCAAGCAAGCAGUUGACAGCCAUUACUCAAUGACCAGGCACAGGAUAUUUGGACUGCUGCAUGACAGAACGUAAGACAUUCCCUGUUGGGUCAAAGCCAACUGCUUCUCAGCGGCUCCUCCAAAGGAGGGAAGGAAAGCCGUGUUCUUCCCCACGGCUGUUGUUCUGCCUAGGGGUGUACCAGUCCCCACCUACCCCAAAGAAUGGGUCCGCAGAGGCCUGGGCACCACGUGACGCCCCCACCCUGACCUUGCUUGUAUGAAUGGGCCAGCAGCAAAUCAAACAAGAGAAUCGUGAUGCUUUUUAUACUGCUGUGAAACCAUUUAGGCAGGGUGGGGGGAAUGGAGCAAUGUAGCUGAGGCUGAACAACAGGUGGGGGGGUUGAGGAUAGAGAAUGUGCUGUUUACUGUAUAUGUAAUUUCUUUCUUGUGUACAUUGUGCAGGCCUGGGGAGCACUUCAUAGGUGCUACAUGUUUUUACUUAAAUGUGCUGCAACAUAGUCAUGUUCAGAAUUGUAGCUUUUGUUGUGAAAUGAAAAACCUAAUGGGAAAGGUUCCCUGUAUCCUGUCCUAGUUUUGGAUGCUACAAUUGUUUGUGAAAUGUUGACGGGCCAAAAUAAACCAUCCCUAUCAGAGUAGUUCACCUACGCAAGAGCAUUAUAUUUUGUGAGUCAAAUCCUUAUAACUGGGGUUUUCUUGAGUUUUGGGUGUUCUAAUGUAUGGAAUAAUAACAAUAGAAAUCUCUUUAAGAAGAAUUGCAGAGACAUCUUGCCAGUAAAAAUUAGAGUAAAAUUGUAAUAGAGAUUUUAAUGGAAUGUUUGUCCAAGAAUACAAUAAAAUUUUGAUCCUAGAAAAACUGUUUAGAAAGAAAUAAAAAAUUGCCUUCCAGCUAGAGGAAAGAAGCAGAUGAGUAGAAAAUGCAGAUAGUUCAGCAUGAAAGUGGCUUAUCCUUUGCUUAAGGGAUGCUCAAGCACCUCUUCUUAAAAUAUUAUAGUGAUAAAUAACUAUUCUAAGGGGGGUGGAAUGUUCACUUCACAGGAUUGCCUUUCUACAUUGAGAUAAUCAGACAAGUCCCCCAUUGCCCACUUAAGAGGCAGAGGCUUUGCUGCCCUACGUCUCAGCUGGGAAGGCCUGCAGCAAGGCCGAAUCCAAGGGUGGCUGCCUGAAGGCCUCCACGCUCUCUUCCCAAAAUCCUCCAGGUCUUCAUAAACCUGAUAGUUAGGUAGUCCUGCCAACCAGAUCAGAGGUGGUAUUCAGCCAGUCCUGACAGGUUCUGGAGCAACAGUAGC